This is a messenger RNA of Armigeres subalbatus, 3273 nucleotides long. RefSeq lists its product as uncharacterized. The coding region runs from base 211 to 696 and encodes 161 amino acids. Lineage: Eukaryota; Metazoa; Arthropoda; Insecta; Diptera; Culicidae. The record is from RefSeq and is a predicted model, not a curated record. The transcript has 4 exons.
UUACGUAUCGAGACGCGAAGCAGCGACCUACCCACUUACAAUGGUCGCGAGUGAAGCAGUAAGGACCAGUUGGAUUUACGCCACCCAUCGAUAAGUGUGUCAAGUACAAAAAGAAGAGGUUUUUGGGCUGUUCCUUCUUAACGUUCAUUCAAGAAGAGGAUUGCCUCAAGUUUUGUGAUUCCUUAUGUUAAGUCCAGUUCUUGCAGAAAAAUGGGAUUGAGGUUACUUAUUCUGGCGGUCGUCGGUUUGGGAUCGCUGUAUGUGAUGCAUCUUCUGGCGCAGGAUUUUAUGAAAUUAUCGAAACCGCUUUUCGCGGCAUCAGGGAAACGAGACACAUCUAGAUUUAAUCGGACAGCAGAACUGAGUAACUUUGAAAAGCAAAUAGACUGGAACGGAAUGCUUAAACGAGAUCCACUGAAAUGCUCGUUAUCACUUAUUUGCCAACUAGCAGCCGGUGCCGAAAUAAAAAAUGAGGCUGCAAAUUCAAUCUACGAGUUUAUUCAAUAUAGCGUGGAGAACAACAAAAACGUUCCGAGGAAGAUAAUCCAUUCAUUUGAACGAGGACUGAGCUUCAACAAAUUUAACAAAACGGAUUUUGAGCACUGUUAUCCGCACUAUCCGCUGUGCAUUUACUCGGCCAAAACCAUGAUGAAACUGUUGGACCUACAUUCGAAAAUCUUCGGCACGGGAACUUAGCAUUCUCAUCGUAAGAUGUGUUGUAAAUAUAAAUAAGAAUAAGUUAUCCAGUUAUGCUCGAGUUACCAUUCCACAUAAUGCCCUUGUGUGUAUUGAACUGCAUCAUGCGAGACAAAUACCAUUACUUCAUAAGUAGAAAUUAAAAUAACUGUCGUUAUCUAAAUUUUACAAUCACAUUCCUAUUAAAUUGUAGUAAAGUUUCACAUUAAUUAUCCAUAAAAACGGUUCAAAGAACAUCUGUCAACGGAAAUUCGAAAUGGGUUGAGAUAACACAGAAAUUAAAAACCCUCUUAAAAAUUAGAAUAAUAUAUCCAACCAUGUACAAAUCAAAAGUUGAUAUCAAUAAAUUUAUAAGGACCGAUCAACCUUUUGUAAUCGUGCAUUUUGUCAGAAAAAUAUACUACCUAGACCUACAGAAUGUUCGAAAUGCAUCCACAGCGAGAACAAAUUUCAAAAUCAUCCAACAUGUCAAAAUCAAAAUCAAAACACGGAAUUAAUCUAAAUAUAAGAAGUUAUGCACAGUAAAAAUAAUGAGGGAAACCGAUUUGUUCGAUUGUUGAAAUAUAGCUAUGUUCAGAAUUCGAUAAAUAACUUUACUGUUGGCGGAAAUGAGGAUGAGAAUGGGUCACUGUUUCAAGAACUUGAAAUGCAUGUAGCAAAUUGAUUCAAUAUGUCUUUAAACUUCUUACCAACAGGUGUACUGUUUUUAACAAAAGUACCUUAUUCCACACAAAAAAUCAAUAUCUCUGAAACACCCCCUACACGAUAGUAUUAAGGCUCCCCCAAACCUAAGCGAUUUCAUCGCCGCGACGGCGACAACUAGUCGCCGCGAUUCUAUCGUUGGAUCGCUGCAGGCAAUGUUCUGUUUAUGCUUCCAUACCAAUGGCGACAGAAUCGCUGUCGCCAAGCGAUAGCAUCGCGUCGCGACUGUCGCGUCGCAUGUGUUUGGGGGAACCUUUAUAGUAUUAUCUUGCAGUUAGUCAAUUUACAAAAUGUACUAUCGGUGGACAAAUAGGGGAACGGUUCGGCACUUAAUCCCAUAGCUCCUAUUUUCAUCCCAUCAAAAACAAAGCAAUGAAAAGGAAUUUGGUUGGUUUCUUAUUUUUGUGAUUUUUUUCACCAGUGAGCAAGCGUGUGAGCAAAAAGAAGCGACGAGAUUGGUGCUGUAUUUCUUUGUUUUGCGAUUAGAUGAAUAUAUGUUCAGUAAGAUGAAAAACGGAACAGUUCCCCUAUAUAAUACAUUUUGGGGGAAGUACAAAACUGCUAUUAAUCAAGAUUUGAAUGGAAUUUGCACUUAAAAAUGCUGAAAAAAAAAUUUUGAAAUUACCCAUGACAUGAAAGAGGAGAAUUUUUUUUUUCGCGUAUUGGAUAUUUUAGAGAUAGACUAUAGAGGCAGCGUGACGACUUUUUGACUUUCAUUUUUUAACAACAACACUUUUUUUAAAUUUUAGUCGACUGAUCCAGUACUGAGUUUUCAUUUUCACUGAGAGAGGUCACGCGAUAUUUACACUUUAUUCUCUCCCACUUUCAUAGAAAACAUAAACAAUGAAAGGAAUUCUGUCAAAUUUUCACGGAUUUUCAUUUCAUGAAAGCGCAUCAAACUAUUGUAAACAAGCUGUUUCUUCUUCAAUAAUGUUACUUCUAACUCGAAAAUCAAAAACAAUACAAUCAUUUUAUCGACUAGUCAUCGUUAUUUGCACAGAUCUAUUAAAACUAUUUAGAAAUUUGGAUUUCAAAACAAAGCAACAUUCCCAUCAUGACUGCUUGUAAUGUGACAGGUGACCGGGAGACGGCUACAUUUUCAUUUGGUCUCUUGAAAAUGAAAAUGCAACUGUUUUCGCUUUCACAUGACAGUCACGAAAACUACCAGUACUGGACUGAUCUACUAAGCAAAAAAUAUCGAUUCUAUUCUAAAUGUUGAAUGAAUCAGUUGAACGAAAUCGAUCGUGUUUAAAAUGUUAUUUAGAAAAAGUCCAUAGAAUUACAUGAUGCCAUUUUGAGCGGUGUGGUAAUUAAAAAUAUGAUCUACCCGCGAUAGCGAUAACCCAGUAUCAGUUCUGAUAGCGGUAAUAACAACAAUGUAAACCAUAAUGUAGCUUAACAGUUUCUAACCCAUGACAAUAUAAAAUCAAAAGAGUGUUUUGUUUGCUUAAGAAUUCUAAUAUACAUAAAAAAUCAAGGCGUCAAACUGUAAUUACAUUCAAAUGUUUUCGUGGUUUCAUCAUUAUUUUACUGACCAAAUUAGGCUAAAUAUACGAUUAGUAACUAAUAAUAAGCAAAUGCUAUCAUCUUAUAAGGUUCUCCUUUGGACUACACUUUAAUAAAAUGGAUGAUUAAAAUUAGAAUAGCAACUCAACUCAAAAACAUCUUUAUCCUGUGACACGUGCUCCAGAAGAAUUUCAUAUUGAAAUUAAUAUCUCCUAUAAAUCUUCUCUUAUCUUAACUAAAGUGCCUGCAUUAUACAACCGAUUUGACAGCAAACGUGCUGUUCCAGUUUUGGCAUUGCGUCUUUUUGUUAUUAAUCCAGUCUCGUUACUCUCAACUAUCUGCAAUCUGUAAUAAAAGUAAGUAAACCAA